Bufo bufo (common toad) is the source of this 1365-nucleotide messenger RNA. RefSeq names its product ribonuclease inhibitor-like. The record is from RefSeq and is a predicted model, not a curated record. Gene Ontology annotation, molecular function: protein binding. Lineage: Eukaryota; Metazoa; Chordata; Amphibia; Anura; Bufonidae. Gene Ontology annotation, cellular component: cytoplasm. The transcript has 5 exons. Bases 10 to 654 code for a protein of 214 amino acids.
AGUGACUUGAUGGAGGCUCUGUCCUGUCCGGCCUGCAGGAUAGAGACAUUACAUUUGGGUGGUAAUUAUCUACCAGACAUUUCCUGCAUCCAGUUGGCAUCUGUAAUAAGGAAUAACCGGUCCCUGAAGAUACUUGACCUGUCUCGUAACCGACUGUCUGGUCCUCACUUCAGUGACUUGAUGGAGGCUCUGUCCAGUCCGGCCUGCAGGAUAGAGGAAUUACGUUUGGGUGGUAAUGAUCUACCAGACACUUCCUGCAUCCAGUUGGCAUCUGUAAUAAGGAAUAACCAGUCCCUGAAGAUACUUGACCUGUCUCGUAACAGUCUGUCUGGUCCUCACUUCAGUGACUUGAUGGAGGCUCUGUCCAGUCCGGCCUGCAGAAUAGAGGAAUUACAAUUGGAUGAUAAUGGUCUACCAGACACUUCCUGCAUCCAGUUGGCAUAUGUAAUAAGGAAUAACCGGUCCCUGAAGAGACUUGACCUGUCUCGUAACCGUCUGUCUGGUCCUCACUUCAGUGACUUGAUGGAGGCUCUGUCCAGUCCGGCCUGCAGGAUAGAGGAAUUACGUCUGUGGGACAAUGGAUUAUCUGAAGAGGAGAAGGAAGCCCCAAGAAAACUGAAAAAGCAGAAACCAAAUAUGAAAAUCAUUUUCUAAACAGAGAAGAAACCGGAUUCCUCUCAGUGAUGAGCAGAUAACAGGACUUUGGUGGUGAAGACUUCUUCAGAGGUCUGGUAUUAGGAGCGUCUCCUGGUGCAUUAUGGGUAAUAUCACAGAUCUACAGAAGAUAAGGAAAUGUCUAAUAUUAUAAUAAAGAUGAUACCAGAAAUGUUCUUCUCCAGCUAAUUAUAUGUCCAGUAACUAAAUCCCUUCAUAAUAAGCCCAAAUCCAGGCCUAUGGGAUGUAGUAGCGUCUCCUGAAGGUCAUGUAGGUUGUCAGCAGUAUAAUACUGGUUGUCACACUGGAGGAGGCCGCUCAUUGCACACAGUGUAAAUAACAAAUCACACAAACUGUUAUUUCAGUUUCUAUUUUAUCUUUUACUUGAUGCGACUCCCGGACAUACCAGUGUUCACAUGAUCUGUCUCCCGAUCACCAGGACCAAUAGAAGUGACAUGGCGGUGUGCGGUAUUUUACUGUACAUACACAGUUCGAGUGCUGUGUAAAAUGACAAAAAGAAGACAACGGGUAUAAAAUGGUCCUAAAUGGACUCCUCUUGAGAAGACGCCCAGCUGCCACCCUACACAUGAACUACAGUAUGAAAAGAAACACGAUUCAGGGAAUCUCCCUCUUACCAGCUCAAUCAGAGAACCACAAUAUCCACAAGGCUGUCAGCGUGUCACCGUGAGUAGACUCUUGAAUGCAAGUGAG